Molecule: messenger RNA, 1104 nt
Organism: Penicillium concentricum
Lineage: Eukaryota; Fungi; Ascomycota; Eurotiomycetes; Eurotiales; Aspergillaceae
Product: putative choline kinase
Exons: 2
Coding region: 1-1104 (367 amino acids)
Biological process (GO): phosphatidylcholine biosynthetic process; phosphatidylethanolamine biosynthetic process
Cellular component (GO): cytoplasm
Molecular function (GO): ethanolamine kinase activity; choline kinase activity
Source: RefSeq, a predicted model, not a curated record
AUGGCAACCACUACAAACAUCCCUGUGGUUAUUCCAAAAGAUGGCUCAUUGAAUAAGGCCAUGAUCAAAGAUAUUGUCAGCACGUUUCUCACAAACGAGUGGCCAAAUGUGGAUCCAGAAACUCUCGUUGUGACAUACAAUACUGGAUACGCAAACACAAACUGUGUAGUGCAACGGCCGAAGCCAAAGAAUGGCACACAUUCAGAGCCCCUCAAGGCAUUCCUCAAGGCAUUCCUCAAGAUUCACGGCGGACUGGACGGAGAGAUUGAGGUGUUUAAGCACUUGGUUCCUACUAAACAUGAAGAGGCACAACUAUGCUAUGAUUACGCUCAAUCAGGUCCUGGUGCCAAAGUGUAUGGAUUCUUUCAGACACAGGAUGGUAGUUUCGGAAGGGUCGAUGAGUUCUUGGAUGCGCACACUUUGGAGGCAGCAGAUGUGGAAGACGCAGAUAUCCGAGCUGAUGUUGCAAGAGAAAAAGCCGUUUUUCAUACAUUGGCAACACAACGGAAGAAGAACCCUGUUCAGUCAUAUUACGAUGUUCUCACGCAAGAACUUGCAAGAUAUUAUAAGAUGGACAAGCUAAAGCGACUGGCCAACGAAGGGGGUAAUAAGACGAGUUACAGGCAGGCUGGACUCCAUCGGAGGAAAAAAGGAUGGUGCAUCCACGAUGUGCAAUUCAUGAAUGUGAUGGUGAAGAACAACUCCAGGCAAGGAGAAAGCAAGGUUGUUCUCAUCGAUUUCGAAUUCGUCUUUCAAAAUUACCGCGCGUUCGAUAUUGGUGGGCACUUUUUGCAAAAGAUGUUCAAGUGGUUUGACGAGGAGGACAAGAUUGCUGAUUGUCGACCUUACACGGAAGAGGAGAAGAGGCACUUUUGCGAGGAAUAUGCAAAGAAAUGGAAUGAGAAGACUGGGGACUCUGAUACAGGGGAACAGGUUUAUAUGGAGUCUGAGAUGGGCUUCAUGUUGGCUAUCACGUUUGAAAUCCAUAACAUGCUCUGUUUUAUGGAUCAGGAUGAUGAUAAGGACCCGUUGAAUAUCCUGGGGCUUAACAAGCUGUUUGAAGAAUUUGUCAAUCAAUAUAGAAAGCUUGAACUAGAGAUCUAA